Lates calcarifer (barramundi perch) is the source of this 747-nucleotide messenger RNA. RefSeq lists its product as uncharacterized. The record is from RefSeq and is a predicted model, not a curated record. The transcript has 6 exons. Bases 32 to 661 code for a protein of 209 amino acids. Lineage: Eukaryota; Metazoa; Chordata; Actinopteri; Centropomidae.
UGAUCGUCUGGAGCUGAGCGGCUGUAGCAUCAUGAAUCUGUGGUUCGGUCACUUCCUGUUCGCGGCAUUGUUUCUGUGCAGCUCGGCUCUGACGCCUGAAGAAUGCAAACCCUUGGUCACACCUUUGUCUCUGGCCGACCCCUCCAUGAUGUUCGGCCGGACGAACUUCCUCGUGGGUUAUACCGACACUGAGCUGUACAACAACAUGCUGAAAGUGACCGACAGCUCCUGGCUGAAUAUCAGUGCGUCGGACACCCCCAACAAGGUUAUUAUGUCUCAGGAGAACAAAAUGGGUGGAAAGUGCUUAAGCUCAUUGGUCGGUGUAACCAUUGACGGUGACACUGUAACAACAUCAUAUGCUAACGUCACCUCAGUGUUCCACCUCUUGCCAAGCUGUGACGGAUGUCUGGUCUUCAACAUUAACAGCAGGGCCAGAAACAUUGAGAAGCUUCUAAGCCUUAUGAACAUGACCAGCACAGCAGAGGAGAUCACCACUCACGCACUUUAUCUGCUGGGCCCAGAGACGACCUUGAAGGACUCAGAUUUGGAGCAUUUCAAGAAGCAGGCGAGCUGCCUCGGGUUCUCCAAAGAACCAGACUUCGUCUACAACCCAGAGAAAGGUUUCUGUGCUGAGGGGGAGGGCAUCAAAUUACCGUUCUGAAGCAAAAACUCAACUGUCGUCCGAAGCAAAUAUUUCAAAGUGAAACUGAAGAAGUAAAGAGACAGAAAGUGACUCUAAACAUCAAA